GUCCCACAGAGAGUGCCAUGUGGGCACUGGGAGACAAGAUAGCCUCUAGUAUUGUGGCCCAGAGCGCUGGUGUCCCCACCCUCCCAUGGAGUGGCUCAGGGCUGACCGUGUCCUGGAGUGACGAAGGUCUGUCCAGCGGGCAGUUAGUGACCGUCCCUGAAGACAUCUACAAGAAGGGGUGCGUGUUCACGGAGGAGGAGGCGCUGUUCUCUGCCAAGAAGAUUGGGUUCCCGGUGAUGAUCAAGGCGUCUGAGGGAGGGGGUGGGAAGGGGAUCAGGAAAGUGGUCAGUCCAGAUAAUUUUGCCACAUUGUUUAGACAGGUUCAGUCAGAGGUCCCAGGCUCCCCGAUAUUCGUCAUGAAACUGGCCACACAUGCACGCCAUCUGGAGGUACAAAUCUUAGCUGACCAGUACGGCAAUGCCAUCUCCCUGUUUGGCAGAGAUUGCUCCAUCCAGAGGAGACACCAGAAGAUCAUUGAGGAGGCCCCAGCCACAAUAGCGCCACCUGAAGUCUUUGAGCGCAUGGAAAAGUGUGCUGUCACCUUAGCCAAGAUGGUGGGCUACGUCAGUGCCGGCACUGUAGAAUAUCUGUACAAUGACGAGGACCAGACGUUCAGUUUUCUGGAGUUAAACCCUCGUCUCCAGGUGGAACAUCCAUGCACAGAAAUGGUGGCAGAUGUCAACCUUCCUGCUGCACAAUUGCAGGUGGCCAUGGGCAUCCCCCUGCAUGUCAUCAAGAACAUUCGUCUGUUGUAUGGCGAGGAUCCAUGGGCCACCACCCCCAUAGACUUUGACAACCCCCGGUGCAAGCCUCAGCCCAGAGGUCAUGUGAUAGCCGCCAGGAUCACCAGCGAGAACCCUGAUGAAGAAUUCAAGCCGAGCUCUGGCACUGUUCAAGAACUGAACUUCCGUAGCAACAAGAAUGUGUGGGGUUACUUCAGUGUGGCUGCCUCAGGAGGGCUGCAUGAGUACGCAGACUCACAGUUUGGUCACUGUUUCUCUUGGGGAGAGGACAGGGAAGAUGCCAGAGAGAACAUGGUGGUGGCCCUGAAGGAGCUGUCUAUUCGAGGUGACUUCAGGACUACAGUGGAGUACCUGACCAAACUCCUGGAGACGGAGAACUUCCAACAGAACUGUAUAGACACAGGGUGGCUGGACAAACUGAUUGCUGAGAAGGUGCAUACAGAGACUCCAGACACCAUGCUGGCAGUGGUAUGUGGCGCCCUCCAUGUGGCAGACCACACCAUACAGACCAACUUCCAACAUUUCCAGAGUGCUCUACAAAGAGGUCAGAUACAGGCGUCUUGCAGCUUGACCAGUUCAGUGGAUGUAGAGCUGAUACAUGGAGGGAUCAAAUAUGUUCUGCAGGUAACCAAGACAGGACCAAGUAGCUACUUUGUAGCAAUGAAUGAUUCUUAUGUUGAUGUUGAGUCACACAGGCUGAGUGAUGGAGGCCUUCUACUGUCAAUAGAUGGCGCCAGUCACACAACAUACAUGAGGGAAGAGGUAGGCAGCUACAGAAUCAUCAUUGGCAACAGAACCUGUGUCUUUGAAAAGGAAAAUGAUCCUUCAGUACUCAGGUCUCCAUCUGCAGGCAAACUGGUCGCAUACUUGGUAGAGGACGGCGGCCAUACUUUUGCUGGCGAUGUUUAUGCUGAGAUCGAAGUGAUGAAGAUGGUGAUGGAGCUGAGGGUGACAGAGAGUGGAUGUGUUCACUAUGUCAAGAGACCAGGAGCUGUACUUGAUGCUGGAAGUAUAGUGUGUAAACUACAGCUAGAUGAUCCCAGCAGGGUACAACAGGCUCAGUUAUUCCACGGCAAACUGCCAGCUGUCACACACAACACUGUGACUUCCAUGCACGGUGACAAACUCCACCAAGUGUUCCAGAGUGCCAGAGCCUCGCUGGAGAAUAUCCUGGCAGGAUACGCCAUACCUGAUGACAAGGUGUUCAAGAAACGACUGGGAGACGUGCUGAAUACUCUACUUACCUGUAUAAGGGAUCCCAGUAUGCCACUGUUAGAACUACAGGAAUUGAUCUCCAUGAUAUCUGGGCGACUGCCGCCACAGGUAGAGAGGACCAUUCGUAAACACAUGCAAGUCUACGCCAGCAACAUCACCUCCAUCCUCUGCCAGUUUCCAAGUCAACAAAUCGCCACUGUGAUAGACAGUUAUGCUGCCACAUUAACCAAGAGAUCAGACAGAGACGUCUUCUUUAUGACAACUCAGGGCAUUGUACAACUGGUACAGAGGUACCGCAGCGGGGUGAGAGGCCACAUGAGAAUGGUGGUGCAGGAUUUAUUAAAACAGUACCUAAAGGUGGAGUCGCAGUUUCAACAUGGUCACUAUGACAAGUGUGUAGCUCAGCUGAGGGAGAAACACAAAGAUGACAUGGCAACUGUCAUGGCCACCAUUUUCUCACAUUCCCAAGUUCAGAAGAAGAAUCUUCUAGUCAUCAUGCUCAUUGAUCACCUGUGUGAGAAGGAGCCGGGACUGACAGAAGAUCUGGACUCCAUCUUGACGGAAUUCACCACGUUAAACAAUGCAGAGAAUGGGAAAGUGGCACUGAGGGCAAGACAGGUCCUAAUAGCAGCCCACCAGCCUCCAUAUGAAUUGCGCCACAACCAGGUGGAGUCAAUCUUCCUGUCCGCCAUUGACAUGUACGGCCAGGAAUUUCACCCAGAAAACCUGCAGAAGCUCAUCAUGUCGGAGACAGCCAUAUUUGAUAUCCUGCCAGAUUUUUUCUACCAUAGUAACAUGCUGGUGAGGAUGGCAGCUCUGGAGGUAUAUGUGAGAAGAGCGUACAUUGCCUACGACCUGAGCUGUGUACAACACUCCCAGAUGAGAGACGGGACAUGCAUUGUGGACUUCAAGUUUUUCUUACCCACCUCCCAUCCAAAUAGGUACAAGUACAUGUCUUUAUACAGGUCCAGGACUGCCCAGCCUGUCCAGAGUGCCAUAUCUCAGAGCCUGGUUCCCAGGGUGCCCAGUCUCACAGAAGAACUGAACCAGAGCUUUGAGCAGCCCGAGGAAGACCAGACGCCCUGCAUGAGGAAGGGGGCCAUCGCGGCCUUCACCACCUUUGAGAACUUUGUGGACCAUUUUGAUGAGAUGUUGGAGAGAUUUGCCAGCACCCCACCAGACAGCCCUGUACUAAUGGAGUCCACUUCCAGCUUUCUGGACAGGAUGUCAGAGACAAAACCAUCAGAGGAGCCAAUCCACAUACUGGGCGUGGCCUUGAAGGUUGACAACUCUGAUGUUAAUGAGUUUUCAAAAAUGCUGCAGUCAUUUUGUGAAAGUCAGUCGCCUAAAUUGGUAGAAAAGGGAAUUAGAAGAGUGACCUUCCUGAAUUCAUAUGCUAGAGAAUUUCCCCAAUAUUUCACAUUUAGAGCCAGAGACAUGUUUGCCGAGGAUAGAAUUUAUCGCCAUCUUGAGCCUGCGCUAGCGUUUCAACUGGAGAUCAACAGAAUGCGGAACUUCCACCUCACUGCCAUUCCUAUACAAAACCACAAAAUGCAUCUUUAUCUUGGAAAAGCCAAGCAAGUAGCCAAGUGUCAGGAGGCAACUGACUACAGAUUCUUUGUGAGGUCAAUCAUUAGACACUCUGACCUUGUGACUAAGGAGGCAUCAUUUGAGUAUCUGCAGAAUGAAGGUGAGCGGACGUUGCUGGAAGCUAUGGAUGCUCUAGAGGUGGCUUUCUCCCACAGUGAUUUCAAAAGUGCCAACAGUAACCACAUAUUCCUAAAUUCGGUGGCCACUGUUGUCAUGGAUUACGACAAGUCACGGCGAGCGGAUUGUAACCAUAUCUUCCUGAAUUUUGCUCCAACAUUGGCUCUGACGGACCCAACCAAGUUGGAGGAGACUGUCCGUAGCAUGGUAAUGAGGUAUGGUCACAGACUUUGGAAACUCAGAGUACUGCAGGCUGAACUGAAAAUGACCAUCAGGUUAACCACCAAUGGAAAGCGUCUUCCUAUUCGUCUAUUUCUGACCAAUGAGAGUGGCUAUUACUUAGACAUCAGUAUGUACAGGGAGGUCACUGACUUACGCACAGGGCAGAUAAUGUUUCAAGCGUACGGAGCCAAGCAAGGCCCCCUCCAUGGCAUGUUAAUCAGCUCUCCAUACGUGACCAAGGACCACCUCCAGCUAAAGAGGUCUCAGGCACAGUCCAAUGACACCACCUACGUCUAUGAUUUCCCUGAGUUUUUCAGACAGGGUUUAUUUAAAGUUUGGUCAGAGCAUGAAAGGAAGACAGGACAGAAGCCGCCUCAAGAUGUCCUCACCUACAUGGAGCUUGUCUUGGACCAGGAGGGGGAGCUGCACUCAAUGAACAGGCUGUCUGGAGAAAAUGAGAUUGGCAUGGUGGCGUGGAAGAUGACCCUUCACACCCCUGAGUUCCCCCUGGGGCGGGAUGUCAUCGUGAUAGGAAAUGAUAUCACAUAUCUGAUUGGCUCAUUUGGGCCACAGGAAGAUCUGCUCUUUAUGAGAGCCUCUGAGCUAGCCAGAAAACUUGGUAUUCCACGUAUCUACAUAUCAGCUAACAGCGGUGCCAGGAUUGGGCUAGCGGAGGAGGUGAAGCACCUGUUCAAGGUCGCCUGGGAAGAUGCACAGAACCCAGAUAAGGGUUUCAAAUACCUGUAUCUGAGUCCAGAAGACUUUAAGAAGGUCAGUCCUCUAAACUCUGUCCGUGCUGAGCUGGUGGAAGACGAGGGAGAGUCCAGGUACAAGAUCAAAGAUAUCAUUGGGAAAGAUGACGGCUUAGGAGUUGAGAACUUGAAGGGCUCAGGCAUGAUAGCAGGAGAAUCGUCACAGGCCUAUGAGGACAUUAUUACUAUGAACUUGGUGACAUGUCGUGCUAUAGGGAUAGGUGCUUACCUGGUAAGACUAGGACAGAGAAUUGUACAGGUGGAGAGCUCACAUAUCAUCUUGACUGGAGCAGGGGCGCUGAAUAAGUUACUGGGCAGGGAGGUAUACACCAGUAAUAACCAGCUUGGUGGGAUACAGAUCAUGCACAAUAAUGGAGUGUCUCAUGACAUUGCACCCAAUGACCUUGAUGGUAUCUACAAACUUAUACAAUGGCUGGCCUACUUCCCCAAGUGCCGAGAUGGCCCCUUGCCCAUCCUCCCACCUAUUGACCCCAUUGACCGUACGGUGGACUUUAUGCCCACCAGGGCCCCCUAUGACCCACGGUGGAUGCUGGCAGGAAGACCAGACCCAAACAGCCCAGAAGUUUGGCAGAAUGGUUUCUUUGACAAGGACAGUUUUAUGGAGAUUAUGCAGCCGUGGGCGCAGACUGUCGUCUGCGGGAGAGCUAGGUUGGGAGGUAUUCCCCUGGGGGUGAUCUGUGUGGAGACCAGGACAGUAGAGGUCACCAUUCCUGCUGACCCUGCCAAUCUGGACUCUGACGCCAAGGACAUUCAGCAGGCAGGCAUGGUGUGGUUCCCAGACUCUGCCUACAAGACAGCUCAGGCCAUCAAAGACUUCAACAGGGAACAACUGCCACUCAUGAUCUUUGCCAACUGGAGAGGUUUCUCUGGGGGGAUGAAAGACAUGUAUGACCAAGUGUUGAAGUUUGGUUCCUACAUUGUGGAUGGUCUACGUGAGUACCGUCAGCCUAUCCUGAUCUAUAUUCCGCCCAAUGGAGAGCUGAGGGGCGGGGCCUGGGUGGUCGUUGACCCGUCAAUCAACCCAAGAUACAUGGAAAUGUAUGCCGACAGGGAGAGCAGGGGCGGUGUUUUAGAACCAGCAGGUACAGUGGAGAUCAAAUACCGUCACAAGGACCUGGUCAAAACUAUGCGAAGACUGGAUCCGAGCUAUAUCCAGCUUUCUGAGAAGAUCUCCAGUCCUGCUCUGUCCAAAGAAGAUAAGCUGGUGCUGGAGAAACAACUGAAGCAGAGAGAGGAACAACUGGCACCAAUCUACCACCAGGUGGCAGUGAUGUUUGCUGACCUCCAUGAUACGGCUGGGCGUAUGCAGGAGAAAGGGGUCAUCACGGACACCCUGGAUUGGCCAACAAGCAGGAAGUUUUUCUACUGGCGCAUGCGUCGUCUGCUGCUAGAAGAAAAAGCCAAGAAACUCAUUUACAAAAUAAACAAAGAGAUGACAGACGGCCAGAUGAAGAACAUGCUUAAGAGAUGGUUUGUGGAAUCCGAGGGCACAGUAAAGACAUAUUUGUGGGAAGACAAUCCUGCCGUGGUGGAGUGGCUAGAAAAGGCUCUAGAGGAAGAAAACUCUGUGUUUAAUGAUAACCUCAAAUGUUUGAAGAGGGACUGCGUGAUUGAGAAGCUGAAAAACCUCCUGGAAGAUAACCCAGAUGUAGCCAUGGACUCCCUGGUCCACAUCACACAACAUAUGACUUCAGGACAGAGGAAGGAAGUGGGGCGUAUUCUGGCCACUAUGGACCCACCCUCCACCCCUACGUCACCUCAGUCUACGGAUUGAGCCACAAAGUGGUUACAGUAAACUGGACUUAGGCUUCUUUGAAUUAUUUUGCCUGUGCCUGUGGAGAAAUACUAGGACUAUACUGUUAGGCUGGAUGGACCAUUUGGCUGUUGUAUAGUGUUAAAGACUGGGUUCCCAUGCCUACAUUGAUCUAAUAGGAUCAAUCCAUCUCCAAGGGGUUUCUUACUA
Messenger RNA from Lingula anatina, 6623 nucleotides. Its product is annotated as acetyl-CoA carboxylase. Lineage: Eukaryota; Metazoa; Brachiopoda; Lingulata; Lingulida; Lingulidae. Gene Ontology annotation, molecular function: acetyl-CoA carboxylase activity; ATP binding; metal ion binding. Gene Ontology annotation, biological process: fatty acid biosynthetic process. Gene Ontology annotation, cellular component: mitochondrion. The record is from RefSeq and is a predicted model, not a curated record.